AUCUUUUCUCAUACGAAACACUUCGAUUCUUUCUUCAUGAUUGUUUCUGUAUUGAGGUACACAGAACAUUUGAAAUGAUAGAUUCACAGGACGUUAGUAAAGAGGAAUUAGAAGUAUUGAAAGGCGAUGCUGUGGGUAACAAUCUCUGUAGUAGCAAAUGGAUAAUUAAUACUUUGAUGUCUCUACUUAAGGUUGAUGAAAAUGGCUGGACAGAAGAGCUUGAAAAUCAGCUUUGUACUCUUUGGGAUUUAAGUACGGAAGGAGAAGUAGUGUCAUAUCUUUUGUCACAGAAUUUUCUUCAGAUAGCGAAGUACUUGUUAACAAUUUGUGACGAACCAAGAUUCAUUGAAAUAGUCUUAGGUAUUAUUGGCAAUGUAUGCUGUAAUGAUGAAGCCAUCGAUGCAGUAGGAUGCGAUCAAGAAUUAAUUAAACAAAUCCUGAGCCAUCUUGAAUCCAGUGACUCAUUAAUAUUGAUUCAACUUAUCAGGAUCUUACAAUUAAUUGCAUGGAAAAUCCGGCAAAAUCCUCAAUCAAAUUGGGUAGCUCAUCUUACGAAAUGUGAAUUUUUUGGAGCUACUAUAAUUUUUAUAUUAAAGAGUUCAACUAAUGAUAAUUUAUUAAUAACCACAAUGAAUUUGCUUGAGUUUAUAUCUCAGAUAAAUUUGCUAAAAAAACUGUUUAAAAUAAACGACUUGAUUCCCGCCCUGUUAGAAUCGUUUGCACAAGUAUUACCUGAGGGAAAAACGAGUCUCUCCGAAUUAACUUUUGUCCAACAUUGGCUGGCAGUACUAAUUGUCGUAAUGGAGUCUGGCUCACUUACAUUCGAGGACUAUGAGAAUGACGAAAGGUUUUUGAAGCUGAUGGAUAUUAUAUACAGGAUAUUAAAACCAUAUAACAAGUCGUACAAUUUGUAUCCAAUUCAGCAACAAAGUGCUAACAUAAUUUACGAUGCUAUGCGAGUAUUAUUAAGUUUUCGUCGUUGCAACGUAAAUAUCCCAACAAGGAUAGAUUAUAUUAUCGCGAUUUUAAUUUUCUCCCUAAAAACGGGCAUCGCGAGUCUGUUUUUCGCCCUCAGAAGAGUGAAAAGUGACCAGAAACGAUCCGUCGUUUUUCCAGUUUUGCAGCAGAUAUUUAUGGAUUGCGACGCCUCAAUGUCAACCUUGAUGCCGGAUUUAACGGUUUUGACAGACGAUGCGGUGCCGAUUUCCAGGAUCGUCGAGUACAUUCAGGAUCAAUUGCCGAACUGGUCGAUCGACAAUCUAGAGGAAUUAUGGAAGUGUUUAGCCGCUGUUUCAACGAAGGAUUGCGUGAAUUUACAACAAUUCAAAGAGGCGACGAAAUGCUGGAUUACCAAGAUUCAACAGGUUCAGUCUGUGGAGCACAGCAAUAAUAAUAAUGUCCAGGAGAAACUCUACCUCGUGAACGACGCAGACUCUUCAAUGAAAACUAUGGAUUUGACUAAUGAUAUCGUGAAAUUAGAGUUUCGAAAUAUGAAAUUUCGAAAACUCUGCGAAGAAAACAAUAUCCUUCGUGACGAGCUCGAGCGACAUGAAAGAUCAAUCAACAAUCUCAAACAACAACACAGUAUUACCGAGAAACAGCUAAAACAUUAUGUUCACAAAUGUCAGCAAUUCGAAAAGGAAAACGAUGAGCAAAGAGAUCAAUUAAAUGAGUUGAUUAAGAAUGAAAAGACUAUGACCUUGGCUCUUCAAAGAUAUACGAAAGAGCAUCAGAACUUGUUGAAGCAAUUGGAAGCCGCGGAAAUUGAGAUACAAGCUAUACCAUCUUUAAAAGAAAAACUAGAGAAGAUCACUAAAGAGAAAAUGGAGUGUUUGAAAUUGAUCACCAAAAUACAAGAAGAAUUUGACGAAAAGGAAAACAAUUAUUAUCAAUUAAAAACUAUAAUAACCAAACUCAAGGACACGAAUAUUAGCAUGAAAGAGGACUACGAAUACACGAUUCAUAAUUUGCGUGAAAAGAAUCGUAAACUCAUGGACGAAAAUGUGGAACUCCAAUCGUUAUCGGUCCUUAAUGCAUGUUCUACCGAAGAAAGACUCUCGUUAUCACCAGUUUUGGACGAAGAUGAAUGCUACCUACAUAGCACACCUUAUAAGUCGAUAAAAGUAUCGAUGGAAGAUUCAUUAUAUACGGAAUUGAAAGCUUCAGGCUUUACAACUGACUACAGCAGAAAUAAUAUACAAGAACUCGAGGAAGAAUUAAACGAAUACGAUGCUAAGAUUGUUACGAUAUUGGAACAACUAGAAAAAGUUAUACAAUUUUUUGUUACGAUACGGGGCUCUGUCGAUGAUCUAUCUUACUUUAAUUCGCAAGACAUGGACGCAAAAACUCAUAAUAUUGAUAUAUUGAGGCACAAAGUAUCUUUUCUAUUAAAUAUGAUGACAGAAGAGAUCACGAGAAGAAACAUGAGACAAGAUUCGAGCACACAGCUCCAAGUCGAGCCGGCAAAUGCAACCAGCAGUUUGGAGCAAUUUGGCGUCAGAAGUUUCCGGGAUCUGUUGUUGACGCACGCAACGAACCGAUCGAUACACACGUUGCUGUCGGAUUUACAAUUAUCUUCGCUAGCCGUGGAAGACUCGAGGCAAACAUUUGGUUAUCAAAAUCCUGAAACAAAUACUAUCGAUAUUUCAUUCGCAUGCGGAGAUGGUCUAACGCAGGAAGACCACGACGAGAAAUCUGUGCUGUUUACUGCGGAAAUACGCGACGUUUCCAAGGAACAUUUCGAGAAAAAUCGAUCGAGUGAAAUGUCAAAAGGAUCAAGUAUUCUCAAAGUGGAUUCGAAGGCAUUGGCCACAUCGGAAGAGAUAAAGUGGAAUUGUAUAAGUGAACAAGUACCUGAAGUGAAUAACAUAAGCAAUCCAGCGAGUCCCCGCAGAAAAAUUUCUGUCUACUGCCGUCCGUUCGACAUUGUUGCGGUACAGGAUCCGCUUAAGGAUCAUCAGGGAUCUAAUUUGGAAGUAAAGCAAUCAUCGAGCACUCCAUACAACUCUUCUUCGCAAAUCAACAAGAUCACCGAUUGGGAGCGAAAUAUUGUGAUGAAUUAUGCGUUUAAUCACGGUUAUCGCAACAGAGAAAGCGACAGCGAUUCCACGAACUCUACGCCGGAAAAGCAAUUCCAAUAUAGCCUAGACGAUGAAAUACCGGUCGAGCAGACGAUACUUAGAAAGAUUCAUUUGGCGCCCACGCGCUUGAAAUUUCCACUGGAAGCAAAAAACGAAUUACAUAGAAUCGUCGAGGCUUCUGACUGUGCUUCUCCCGUUUCAAUGAAUUCUACUGAAUUCGAUUUUUCUCUUAUCGUCGGGAACAAGAAAGAUGACGACGUUUCCAUGCAUUCAUCUUCGACAUUUAUAGACAAAUGCAAGAUGAAGAAUGUGGUAUUCGAAUCUACACCAUAUUUAAACAAGACUGUUUCGCAAGCACACUUAGUGUCUAAUCGCUGUCUAUUGUGUGAUCAAACUGAUUUAACGAAGAUCAUGGAUUUAAAGGAUCCCCACUCCUUGACAUGCGUGCAAAGAGUCGACGACGAGAGUCAGUCGCGAAUCGAACGGUCAGUCGAUAGCCAAAUGUCGAAUCGCGAGGACAGUUUAGCCGUAUCAGGCAACGGCGAGUGCAAACCGACAACGGGGUCCAAUGAUCGAUAUAGUAUCGCUGAAGAAGUCGUGAAUGAGGUCGACAAAAUCGUCAAUGUCGCGCCGUCCGCAUCGUUGACCGAUUCGGAUUCGAUAAAAGUAGUGCCGUGCAAGAACGCGGUGCAAAACGAUGAAAAAGCGUGCGAAAGAAACUUGUUGGAGAUGAAACGAGAAAUACCACAGUUGGCUUUAAAUAUGAAAAGAUCAUAUUCGGAGGGCGAGAACCUCGGUCGAUUGGAAUGCCGUUGCAAAAAAAAUGCAUUUUUGAUUCCGGAAAGUAAUCAACGAAUGAAAGUCUUCCCAAGUCUUAUGGAUAUUCGUCUGCAGGAAUCUGGGCCAGUCUGCAUAAAUCUAGCUAAUUUAUCGGAUAUUGAAUUAGCGAUCAGGGAGAAUUCAAAUGAAUUUGAACUGCAGAAGAAGUACAUAGCGUUCUCGUUAUGCCUCUGCACAGAAAGGUUGACUUUACCGCGAAGGAUAGCGAUGUCACUUCGACAACGCGACCAAUCUGAGAAAAACCUUUCCUACGAAGUGCGGAAGAUGCAGCAGGACAUUCAGGAACUCGCGCCACUAUGCACGGAUAGGGAAUCCGUGGAGCGGGUGGAACGAGUCAGGCAUCAAUUGGACAUGAUCGUGCGAUGUGCGCACAGGGUGUCUUGCGCGGCCGAGACUCUAGGCGCCGUGCAGCAGGAGCGUAGGGUAUCCCGAGCUAUUUUAUUGGCCGAUAAAUAUCUCCAAGUGCUGCAUUCCCGAUGUGAGAAGCUGAUCACCAAUGUCGCCGAGACCAAACAGAUCCUAGUAGACAACAAUAUAAUGAUAGAGGAGAAUGCCAGCGAGCUCAACGAUGAACUACCUCGCAUCAGAUACAGGAGCGGUACACCCGCCAAUAAUCGUAUGAUGAUGGCUAGGAGAAGAGCCAGCGUAGCCACAAUGUCUCGGCCGAUGGGCAACGCACAGGAUAUGACAAAGGACACUAUGAGACAGCGAAAUUCUGUUUCCGGACGCAUGACUCUCAGGAGACCAUCAUUCAGCUCCGAAUCCCCAAAAUGGGAAAUCGAAAAACUACAUCGUACCGAAAGUUCCAAUAGCAUCAGUGAAUUACGAGGUAUUUUCGAGCAGGCUGAAUCUCGUCGUAGCUCGAGAGAGGAAAAUAACAACAUGCUACGAUUGAAUCAUUCUAAUGGCCAAAGUACAAUAAAUUGUGCGAUAAUUGAUAAUGAGGUUUGGACGAACGUAAAAGAGGAAGUUUCUUCUGAAGUUUCUGACAAUGAAAGUAUUAAUUCUGAGAGUAGAUCGAGCGUAAAAUCGUCACAAUCUUUCCUAUUAAGACGAGAAAGAAGAAUAUUAUCAAUAUGGCAUAUAGUGCUGUUGAGUAUUAUAAUUUUCUUCUUCGUAUUUUAUAUGAUUCAUGCAAUGUCGUUAAACGUUUGCCAAGAACCGUUAAACAAACGGUUGAUCGGAUACGUUUUCGACAAAUGCGGUCAGAUAAGGAACGCAGCGCCUCAUCCAAUGUGACUUUCUUGCGUUCUGAUUAGCUGUAUCAGUAAAAUAAGUAGCAAGACUAAGUGUAGAUUGUAACAUAUGUCAAUUAUGGAAAGGCUGAAUAAAUUAAUAAUUGCAGAGUUCGUUUCGCCUUCUAGUGAAGUCACGCUUUAGCCGCGAGUGCUGUGAUUAAAGUUUUCGGUUCCUCAUUGCAACUGUGUUUGUAUCAUGGCUUCAGAAACGACAAAUCGAUAAAUAUUUCUACACUUCAUGCGAAAUAAAUCGAUCUUUUUCGACUAUUACUUGUGUUUGACAAAAGAUAAAAUCCGCAAUAUUGUAAAUGUAUUAAUAAAUAACUGUAAAUCUAAUCAAA
This is a messenger RNA of Atta colombica, 5499 nucleotides long. RefSeq lists its product as uncharacterized. Lineage: Eukaryota; Metazoa; Arthropoda; Insecta; Hymenoptera; Formicidae. The record is from RefSeq and is a predicted model, not a curated record. The coding region runs from base 75 to 5159 and encodes 1694 amino acids. The transcript is spliced from 26 exons.